AUGAACUUUGUCGACAUUGAACGGGAGAUUGCUGCGUUGGGCAAAAAGGCUCGAGAUGGCAAGUUGACAAUUGAGGACAUGGCCGGUGGAACCUUUACGAUUUCGAACGGCGGCGUGUUCGGAAGCUUGUACGGGACACCCAUCAUUAACCUGCCUCAAGCUGCCGUACUCGGUAUGCACGCAAUCAAGGAACGGCCGGUCGUUGUGGACGGACAAAUUGUGAUUCGCCCAAUCAUGGUGGUUGCCUUGACCUAUGACCAUCGCCUGCUCGAUGGACGCGAGGCUGUUACCUUCCUCGUGCGCGUCAAGGAGUACAUCGAGGAUCCACGAAAGAUGUUGCUUGUGUAG
This is a messenger RNA of Serendipita indica DSM 11827, 348 nucleotides long. Lineage: Eukaryota; Fungi; Basidiomycota; Agaricomycetes; Sebacinales; Serendipitaceae. The record is from the annotation of a GenBank genome assembly.